Molecule: messenger RNA, 3395 nt
Organism: Epinephelus lanceolatus (giant grouper)
Lineage: Eukaryota; Metazoa; Chordata; Actinopteri; Perciformes; Serranidae
Source: RefSeq, a predicted model, not a curated record
GGAUUCAGACAUCCAGGAUAAGUAAGUAAGCCUGGCUCAACCAAUCCAAAACAACAGAGUUCAGGCUUAAUUGGUUCCACAAACGCCAAGCCAGGAUAAGUAGACACGGAUUCAUCAAGCCAGGUGAAACUAAUCCUGGAUAAGUUGCAGCACAUGGCUCCUUAAAUAGACCCUGUAAUUGAUCACAGAUUCACUGAUUCACCAUGGCAUCACGUGCAGCAUACUUCUCCCCAUCGGAGCAGGACAUAAUUAUGGAGGCCUACGAAGAGGUAAAAGAACAAAUUAAAAAGAAAGGAAACACUGCCACCGCCAUCAAACAAAGAGAGAAAGCAUGGCAAAGUAUUGCAGACCGCCUGAAUGCGUAUGUAUUGCACAAACACACACUCACUACCCUGCUGAAUCCAUCACAAUUACAAUCCAAAUAGUUAAUUAACAUUCCCAAAAACGUAGUUAUACUCUGAUUAUGAAACUGCGAGUGAAAUGGACUGUAGAUGUGAAAUUAUGUAAAUGCAACUACAUAUUUGCUCCUCAGUUAUUUCAUUCACUAUCUAUGUGUGUGUGUGUGUGUUAUUUAUUUUGUCUUAAUUAAUUUAUUAUUCUUAGAUUAAACAUGACUGGGCCCAAACGAACUUGGCAACAAGUCAAGAUCAAAUAUAAGAACAUCCUGCAGAAUGCUGUUAAAAAAAAACCCACAAGCAAGGCACGGGUGGUGGGUGACCACCAGCUGACCUCACCCCUGCAGAGGACAGAGCCCUGGAACUUAACAGAGGCAGGCCUGUGUUAGAGGGGAUCCCUGGGGGGACAGACUCAAAUAUAAAUCCCUCCCAGGAAGAUGCCUCCCUCUUCAUUAAAGGUACAUUCUUCCAUCUUUACAUGGGACAUAACCAACCAUUCAUAUUGAAUCCAUUUGGACUAUCUGACUCUGUUUUACCUUGCAGUAUCUGGAAACACCAUCUCACUGUUGGAGCCUCCAACAGUGGCGUCACCAAUACCAGAGGAUGAUGAUCCAGGUGAAGGCACCAGUGGAGCAGCAGGAGCAGCAGAUGAAGUCGAUGAGGAGACUGUGUCUCUUGAUUCAAGAAGGUUUGAGGUAUCAUGUCAAAUGAAAGUACUCAUUCAGUCUACAAUGGUGAGAAGUCAUCAUCAUCUGGAGCCCACACAAAAUGUCAUUUCUGUAACAGGACCCAGAUGCUCUACAGGAUGAAAGCCAGCCUUGCAACAUAGUGAGUAUUUAUGGAAGUACAUUCCCAUCAUGCAAAAUUCCUGCUGUGCUGAUUAUUAUGUGUUUACAGAACUCACAAGCUAUCAGACAGCUGUAUGCCACACAUCUGAAACGGCAAAUACAACUGGCCGAUAUGGACAUUGAAUACAAAAGAAGACAGAUGGCAGACCUCUCCGUGGAGUCCGAAAUUAAAAGGAGGAAACUGAGGAAACUGAACCUUGAAAUAAAAAAACUUGAGCGGGAGGUGAGUUUCACCUUCAGUGUACACUGUAUGCUGACUGUAACACAGACAAUCUAUUAAUUAUUAUUCUCCUUUCCUCACCCAGCUUCAAGAAGAAGAAUCUUAAAUAAAAGAUCAAAAGACCUUCUGUGGUGUUUGCUUGUUUAAUUUGUGCACAGUUAGGUGGGAUUGCAGAUUGUAUUCCACAGUCUGACAUAAUGCCUAGUGUCAUCUCUAUGGUAGCCCCAAGUGCUUUGAUUGGUUAGAAGUCACACACCAAAGACUGGCUGUAUUAAGACAAAAAGAAAUGCACAUAAUGUACCUGAAAUGCUAUUUCCCAGAUAUCAAAACACUUUAUGGCAGAAGUUGAGCAGUGUGAAGGUCAAACAGGGAGCAUUUUAAUCAAUUAUCUAUUCUUUAAGGCAAUAGGUAUCCUGAUAAUUAGAUAACCAUUUGUAGCUUGUGAGAGUGCAAAGGUGUUCCUCAUUAAAUCUAGCGAUCCAAUAGCCUAUAUGAAGGCCCAAAAUGGUGUGUUCCUUCCUGCUCAAACAAUGGCGUGUCCAUUCCUGCAAGAGGUUGUGGAUGGAGAAGCUCUUGUGCUCAGGAGAGCCUUCAGGCGGGAGAGGGUCUUCAGGGACAGGGCGAACCCAUUGGCCUUCCCUGAUGACCACCUACACGAAAGAUAUAGGUUUUCUGCAGAUGGCAUCCGAUAUCUGUGCAGACUGCUGGGUCCCAGGAUCCAACACCACACAGCACGGAGCCAUGCGCUGAGUGUUGAGCAAAUGGUGUGUGUGGCCUUGCGCUUCUUUGCAAGUGGGGGCUUCCUGUACUCAGUGGGGGAUGCUGAAAACCUGGCCAAGGCCACAAUUUGCCGUGUGGUGCGUAGUGUCUGUCUAGCCCUCAAAUCACUAUCAGGUGUCUUCAUCUCCUUCCCUGGACACAGAAGACUCAGUGACAUCAAAGAGGAUUUUUAUAGGAUUGCAGGUUUCCCCAAUGUCAUUGGUGCACUUGACUGCACCCAUAUCAGAAUAAAAUCCCCCUCAGGUGCCCAUAAGGGAGAUUUUGUGAACAGGAAAUCCUUUCACAGCAUUAAUGUUCAGAUGGUCUGCAAUGCUGACUACCUGAUCAGCAAUGUUGUGGCAAAGUGGCCUGGCUCAGUCCAUGACUCACGAAUCUUUCGGUCCUCUGCAGUCUAUCGGCGCCUGUCACAAGGUGAAUUCUCUGGUGUGCUGCUGGGGGACAGAGGCUAUGCCUGCGAGCCUUUUUGCCUCACACCCUACGCAGACCCUCAGGAAGCACAGCGGGCAUAUAACGAUGCCAAUGCCAGGACAAGGGCUCGGAUCGAGAUGACCUUUGGCCUCCUGAAGGCACGCUUCCAGUGUCUGCACCAUCUGAGACAGAGCAUGCGAUAUUACUGUGGCCUGUGCUGUCCUCCACAAUGUGGCCUGCCUGAGGAAGGAGAGGGCCCCCAGAGUGCCAUCAGAUGUGGACCGGGACAAUCCGGCCAUCUUCCCGGAUGACGACAGUGGUCGGCUGAUCAGGGACCAAUACGUUUUGAAUUAUUUCAGUUAAAAUGCAUUCUGCACAUUUAAGUUGAAUAUGGCCUGCAAUAGCAGAGGAAUUUGUGUUAUUUUAUAUUAAUUUGGCUUAUUGUGCUGUGUACUGUGCGUAUACAGGCCUGACAUUUGUUCAUUUGUUAAGUAUGGAUUUGUCCUGCAUUUAUUCCAGUGUGCAGACAUGCAGGGUGUUUUAUAUACAGACCUUUGAGAAUGUGUAUUUAUUCUUGUGAUGAAUAAUAUGCUUUGAUUCAGUGCUUUCUAUCUUGUAGAGCACUGUGUGACGUCACUUUUGAAAGGAACUGAUGGAUUACUUGCUUUGAUUUAUCCUAUUCAAUAAAGGAACAUCAUGUCAUCAUGUUACUGUAUGGUGUGUAUUUUUUUAAUCAUUUAUUUA